UGCUGUGGAGAGCAAAGCAGCAACAGAAACAGCAGCAGCAGCAGCGUGAGACACGUUUCCCUCUCACGAGCGUCAACAGUGCAGAGGAGCAGGAUGAGAAAGCUGUGCGACUAAGCGAGAGGAGGAAGUGAGCAAGCCAUACAGCAGAAGCUGACAUUAGGAGCGAGAGAGGCAAAAGACAGAUCGACAUCUUCUUUUAAAGAGUCUUCUUUUGCAGUUGAAAGACGGACUGUGGAAGAUCAUUGAACCUGAUUGGCGAACCUGACGAUCUUAACUAAUCCAGAGAAAGAGGUAGUUUAAAUUUUGGAGGUGGCAGCAGCAGGUUAGGACUCGACGUGGUGCAGGGAUGUCCUGGUUGUCUCCGGUCCAGUGGGCCAAGUGGACAUGGUCAGCAGUGACUGGGGGUGCGGGGGAUGAGGGGCAGCCCAGCUCCCAGGAGGAUGGAGACAGAGACAAUUCAGACUCGGAGGGGACCUUCGAGACUCCAGAGGCAGAGUCUCCAGGUGUUGUGAAGCUACUGAGCCAACUGGACAACUCAAACCACACAGUUCUUCCUGAUGUUACAAACCACUUUUUGGACAAGAACUUCAACCAGGAUGUGGGUCCAGUUUCAUCCCAAGAGGUUGAUUGCCUGAACAACCUCACCAUUUCUUCAACUAAUGACAGCAGCUUUGGUUUGGACCAGAACCUCAACCUGACCCUCAACAGCAAACCCAAUCCUGUCCCCCAGCCUCAAGCCCUCCGGCCCCCAUCGCUGUCCGUCCUCUCCCCGCUAAACAAACCCGAUCCUUCGGAGGUGGACGACGAGGCUCCGGUGACGUCCGACUGCAGCCCGGACUCAAACUUGAUCCCCAGUCAUGACAUUUGCGUGGACCCUGACUUGCUUAAUGGCAACAUGAACUCUGACACUGUGCAGUCAAACACAAAACUACCCUGUGAGACCAACAGCACAAUUAUCACGAACUCUUGUAAAGUGAAACAGAACCAGCCAAUGCAAAAGGACUUUGGCAGACAGGAUGACCAUCAUGGAGGCCACGCCACUGAUGAGGAGAAGUUGGCGAGCAGUGUUGCUGUCAAGCCGGACAAGGACGAAAGCAUUCCAGACUGCCUUGUGACAUCAAAAUCUGAGGACUCAGACUGCUCCUCUGUGCAGUAUGAGGACCCAUGCAAGCUGAAGAACAAGUCGGGAGGAAGUGAAAUGGCGAAAACAGGAAGUCAGGUCCUGGAUUCCAUCUGCAUCAGUGAGGCGGAAAAACAGGCCGUUCUCACCCUCAUUAGAGAGGAGAUUAUCACUAAAGAAGUGGAAGCCAACGACUGGAAGAAGAAGUUCGAGGGCAGCAGACAAGAAGUCGCUGAGAUGAGGAAGAUUGUUGCAGAAUAUGAGAAGACAAUUGCUCAGAUGAUUGAGGACGAGCAGCGCAACAACCUGAGUUCCCAGAAGGCUUUGCACGGCAUGACGAUGGAGAAGGAAGCCGCCCUGGCGGACCUGAACUCCGUGGAGCGCUCUCUCUCUGACGUGUUUCGCCGUUAUGAAAAUAUGAAGAGCACCCUGGAGGGCUUUAAGAAGAAUGAAGAGGUGCUGAAGAAGUGCGCUCAGGAGUAUCUGGCCAGAGUCAAGCAGGAGGAGCAGAGAUACCAGACACUUAAACUCCACGCUGAGGAGAAGCUAGACAAGGCCAACGAGGAGAUCGCUCAGGUGCGUGCGAAGGCGAGCUCAGAGAACAUGGCGCUGACUGCCAGUUUGAGGAAGGAACAGAUGAAGAAUGAGUCUCUGGAACAAGCUCUGCAGCAGAAGAAUCAAGAGAUUGAGGAACUUACCAAGAUCUGCGAUGAGCUGAUUGCCAAAAUGGGAAAAGUAGACUGAGAGACUCUGCCUGUGAAUCAGCCACUAUACCAUCCCUCCGGCCCUCCCUAACAGUGACACCCUGUGCAUGCCCCCAUCUGAGAAGCAGCUCUCAUACCCCCUGCCAGCCCUGCACCACAGAGACUGCUUAUGUACAGAUGUCUAAAGCAACUUUCUGUACACUAGACUUGCACUACUUGUGACCAGAAUCAAGAAGAGUCUGUACAUGCUAAUUAUUGUUUGAGUUAGGACUCUGUUACAUGUAUGUGGUCACAUUAUUUUGUUUGCAUUUUUGAGGCCAUCUGGGCCUCUCGUGCUUCGCCCAUCAUGCCAGUGAACAGCAACCUGCUUGUGACUCAACUUAAAUUCCCAGCAGCUUAACAGCUAAAUUCCCAGCAGGUCCUCCAACAGGAUGACGUCAUGCAGGCUGGGGUUGCUUUAGAGUUACACGUAGGCACACAGCAUAUUUCAGUGGGCUUUGACACGGAUUGUUUUACAUUAAGGCAGCAACCCAUAAAAUGUAUUUUUCUAUGAAGUAAACAAGGAUUUUACUCUGAAAGGGCAAAGCUCAGGGGUAUUGUGUGGGGAAGAUUGAGGUCAGAGUUAAAGUCAAGCUGCACAAGAACUGGAGGAAAGGAGUGAGUGAGAGUGUUUGAGGAAAUACAGUAGACCUCAGAGACUUUGGUUUGUUCAGGAGUGACACUGAAAUCACAGUGAGUCUGGACCCGCCUUUGCUUUACUUGGUUUACACUACGACACUAUCAGAGAUGUAUAAUAACCUGACAAUCAUAGACUUUCCUGUUAUUGUAGAAACUUUGUGGCAUUUUCUUGUCUGAUCCACAAAGUCAUUAAAAAGACUUGAUCCUGAAGUGUAAAGCGGUACGUUAAUCAUCCUGUGUUAAAAAACCUGGACCACUGGAAAAAGUUAAAACACAGUGACUCUAUAUUUUGGUUAAGGAUAAUUAAACUAUUAUAAGAGAAGCAAGUGCUGCAAUAUGUCUAUGAUUUUUUUUUUUUAAACCAUCACUGUGUCACAGAUUGAGUUACCAGUAAUCACAUUCACCUCUUAGCACAAAGGAAACUAAGAGUUUGACGGCUUUGUAAGCGGUUUUAUCUGUUACGUAUGUGCGAUGAAGGUGUGAGUAUUUACAACCCUGCUCUAGUUACUCGACAGAUAAAUCUGUUUCUUUGCAUGAUCGUUUUUAUAGCAUUAUAUUUCACAGAAUGUUUUCUUAACACACCAGUAAAACUAGUUGUGUCUGGCACAGUGUUUUAGUAGAGACUUAGAAGGCUGUGACUUAGUAGCUGAGAUCAUUGAAAAUGUUUCAGACUGGUGUAUGAUACCUGAGUAUUGGUGUUGAUUUAAAAAAAAAAACAAUUUUUACUUUUUUCUACAAAAUAAAUUUUCUUUCCAUUUAAAAAGUAAUAUAAUACAGCUUUAAGUUGCAAAUCUAUUAUUUUAAUAAGGUAGUAUUUGGUCAAAGAAGCUGAAACAAGCUGAACUACUAAAAAAAUUUGGUUCUUCACAGUUUUCAACACUCAGUUCUACAGAGUCAGUCGCUAUUGAAACAGUUUUAAUUUCUGAUACUCAGUCUCUUUCUUUACCACCAUGUAAGACAUUUAUGACACAAACCCACUGAUGUGCCACAGUUUAUAUUUGUUCAACUCUCGUGUCAUUUUAUCUCUAAUAUUGUUUUGCCACUUUAGCCCCUUUUUUAAUUAUUGUUUGUAUUUGUAAAUUAGAAAUGGUGACUUCAGAUUCAUGUUGACACAUUGAGGACUAAGUGUACUUUUGCCUGAAUAAACAUAAAUAUAAUUUGU
Molecule: messenger RNA, 3664 nt
Organism: Chelmon rostratus (copperband butterflyfish)
Lineage: Eukaryota; Metazoa; Chordata; Actinopteri; Chaetodontiformes; Chaetodontidae
Product: transforming acidic coiled-coil-containing protein 1-like
Exons: 13
Coding region: 347-1864 (505 amino acids)
Biological process (GO): cerebral cortex development; mitotic spindle organization; cell population proliferation
Cellular component (GO): cytoplasm
Source: RefSeq, a predicted model, not a curated record